Molecule: messenger RNA, 1827 nt
Organism: Gracilinanus agilis (Agile Gracile Mouse Opossum)
Lineage: Eukaryota; Metazoa; Chordata; Mammalia; Didelphimorphia; Didelphidae
Gene: PODXL2
Product: podocalyxin like 2
Exons: 7
Coding region: 1-1827 (608 amino acids)
Source: RefSeq, a predicted model, not a curated record
AUGAUCUCUUUUUGUGUUUGCAAAGGUGUGUCCCUGGGCAUGUGCCUGAUUGGGCCUGAGGAACCUGGUCAUGAGGGGCUUACUUCUACCUCUCUGUUGGAUCUCUUGCUGCCAAGUGGACUGGAAUCAGUAGAUCCAGUUGAGCCAAAUGAGGCCAUUGGACCAGUAGUUGGGUUGGGAGCCCCUGGCUCAGGCUUCACCAGUGAAGAGAAUGAAGAAUCUAGGAUUUUGCAGCCACCACAGUAUUUCUGGGAAGAUGAAGGAGAGCUGAAUGAUUCCACCUUGGACCUAGGACCCACUGAAGAUUACACCUUUCCCCUCUCGCCACAGAAAGCAGUACCAGAAGAAGACAAGGGCCAGGACCAAGAAUUCCCAAGCCUCUCCUCUCCCUUGCCCACAAUGAAUCUGGUUGAACCACCCUGGCGUAAUCCUCCUGAGGAUAUGGAUGAAGAGGAAGAGGAGGAGGAAGAGGAGGAGGAAGAGGAGGAGGAAGAGGAGGAGGAAGAGGAAGAAGAGGAAGGAGGAGAAGAGGAACCAGAGGAAGAAAGGGAUCCAGAAAAGAAACAGGGGGAGGAGGAGGGAUUGCUUCCAGUGAAUGGAUCCCAGGAGGCACCCCAAUCUCAGGUCCCUGGCCCCUUUUCUACGAGCAGUACCCCACCUGACUCAGUACCAGAGGCUUCCAGAAAUAACCAUGAAGAUCCUGUGGACCAGGGUGUGGAAGUGGGAAGCAGUAUGGAACCAAGUUUGUCACCACUUCCAAUCAUCCCAGCUACAGUGGCCAUGGGCAGCCAAGGCUUUACCAAGCAGAAGGCAAUAGGAACUGUGGGAGUAACAGAACAAGAUACAAGACAUGCUAAGGAAUCAGAAGUCCAUGGGGGAAGAAUUGAGGAGACUACAGUGGCAUCAAAAGGACAAGUGCUUAAGCAAGGGCAUGAACUCCCUUCAGUGUCACCGUCUGAAAGAGAUGUACCAUCUGGGGGUCCUUCCCAGGCUAGUAUCUCUGCCUCUCCCUCCCCGGACCUCAAUGGCAAAGAAUUCACACCUUCUGCUGCUGCCACAGGGCAACAAGACCUCCCCCUUCAAGCUGGGGAUGGGGAGGCUCCAGGUGUACCCACCAGAACAUCCUGGGACCCAGCUCAGGUCAUCUGCAAAGACUGGAGCAACCUGGCUGGAAAGAACUACAUUAUCCUGAAUAUGACAGAGAACAUAGACUGUGAGGUGUUCCGGCAACACCGGGGGCUUCGGCUCCUUGCCCUGGUUGAGGAGGUGCUGCCUCGACAGGGGGAUGGACGUCCUGGGGACUGGCACAUCUCCCUGAGCAAACCCAGUGAGAAUGAGCAACACUUGCUGAUGACACUGGUGGGAGAGCAGGGGGUGGUUCCAACCAAAGAUGUCCUCUCAGUUCUGGGUGACAUUCGGAGAAGCUUAGUGGAGAUUGGCAUCCAGAACUACUCCACUACCACCAGCUGCCAGGCUCGGCCUAGCCAGGUACGGAGUGACUAUGGGAAGCUUUUUGUUGUGUUGGUCGUCAUCGGCUCCAUUUGUGUCAUCAUCAUUGUGCUCGGGCUCAUCUACAACUGCUGGCAGCGGCGCCUGCCCAAGCUCAAGAACAUGUCCCAUGGAGAAGAGCUUCGCUUUGUGGAGAAUGGAUGCCAUGACAAUCCAACAUUGGAUGUGGCCAGUGACAGUCAGUCAGAGAUGCAAGAGAAGCAACCGAGCCUGAAUGGGGGCAGCACUGUCAAUGGGCCUGGGGGCUGGACUGUGCUGAUGGGGGGCAAGAGAGACCCUGAGGACUCUGAUGUAUUUGAGGAGGACACACACCUGUGA